Molecule: messenger RNA, 2856 nt
Organism: Gambusia affinis (western mosquitofish)
Lineage: Eukaryota; Metazoa; Chordata; Actinopteri; Cyprinodontiformes; Poeciliidae
Exons: 13
Coding region: 90-1868 (592 amino acids)
Source: RefSeq, a predicted model, not a curated record
ACAAAUAGGAUGGGGGAUUGGAACUGUACCGCGUUCAGUCAGCUUUCUCUGGAGACUCUGCUUCGUUUGACAUAUCACGUUUUGAAAACAUGAGUCUGUCUCCGUCCCAGGAAGAAGCUGCCUCUUCCUCUCCUGAGAGUCCCAGAGAAGGUGACUUCUCCUCUCGACAGCUUUCUGACAACUUGGAGAGCCUGGAGGAGCAUGAGACAUGUGACGACAAGAGAAGCCCCAUUGUUAAUAACGUACCCGACAACUACUCCAGCUCCCCUUCGGAAGCUCAGAUCUGUGCUUCGCCAGUGACAAAUGACCUUGAGAAUGUACGUGGUGGUAUUUCUUCCGAGGAGCAGAUUGAAGAAAGCGACUCGAGAGAACCAGAAGAUUCAAGUACAUCAUUGUUAGAAGAGAAACUCUCAGACUCACCACAUUUCAUGGUGGUCUGCUCACUGGAUGGAAGAUUUAUUACUCUGGUGAGCACUGAAACACAGACAGAUUGGGAGAAGGUGGAGCAGUGCUUCUCUUGCACCUGUCAAGAUCAAGAGGAAACAAGGACUUUCCAGAUAUGGCAAAAUGAAAUGUACAGGGACGCUGUCGUGGUGUAUUUGGAGGAUGCAGGAGAGGGGGAGUAUGAUAGAAUUUGUCUGGGACUCCCUCGUGUUCUAGCAUGCAGACGAGAGCCAAAAUUCCCUCCUCGUGUUUUCCAGCUGGAGAUUCCAGGAAUUAAGUUUAGGAGGAGGAAAAUUCUUCCUAAAAAAACUCCUGACAAAACUCUGUGUGAGUUCUGCCAGCAGCGUUAUCAACAUUAUCAGUCCAUUUCAUUCUUCAGAUCACUGAAAGAGGAGAUCCUCUUAGACAGAGACAUCUAUUAUGAGGAAACUAAAGAAUAUGAAGACAUCCUGCAAAAGGAAAAGGAGAGACUGGAACGGAAAUACUCUGGAUUGAUGACUGAUCAGGAAGAACCUGUAUCUAUGAACAAACAGGAGUGGGAGACUGAAAACGAAGGAUGGAUGAAAUAUUUGCAUCACCAGAGAAGGAGACGAUAUGAGAUCUCAGGCAUGUUUACAUUGCCAAGGGAUGUAAGAUAUGACCUUCUUGGUACUCCAGAGAAACCGCCUUCAUCUACCUUUGUUAUGUCAAGGUCGCAAGAAGAGCUAACUGGUGAACCGAAGACAACCGGUGUAAUACAAAAAUUGUACAAAACUGGGAACAUUUUCCUGAUCAAGUAUCCUGAUGGAUCAGGUACUGUUUAUUAUCCUUCUGGGAAUCCAGCCAUCGUAAUAUGCCCGGCAGAAUAUCCUCACUUCAUUUACAUAAUCCUAGAGGACAAGGUCAAGAAGGCCCGCAUGACAGGCAUCUUCACACCUAAAGGCUGCGCUACGUGCUACAGUUCCAAUGGAUUGAUGGGGUUGAACAUAACCCCUGUUGGAGGUUUGUGCUUCGACGAGAUGGGCGAUGUGAGGAGGCGUUGGAACUGGUUGUAUUUUGACCCACAUGUGCGCAACCUUCCAUUCAAGCCCCUCUUCUUCCCCAUGGGGUCAUGCAUCUGUCUCCACGUACUUUCGCAAGAGUAUGUGUAUGUUCACUUCUCAUACAAGGAAUGCCAUGUGCGUUUCAGCGUCGGCUCAGAGGUUAAGCUCACUUGCCCAGAAAGCCAUGGUACGCCAGGCCAAAGCAUUUUGGAGAAAGACAUCCAAAUACAGAAGACAAAGAUUUUCUGUCUGCUUGACCAGAUGGAAACCUGCUUGUCCCACCCGUUCGCAAACAUGCAGAACAUAAAGCCACAUUACCGUUUCAUCGCCCGGCUGGAACAGCUUACCAAGCAAGUGGAAAAAAGGAGGUCACUCCAAAACAUACAGCCCAAUGCAAAUUAAAGGAGCAAUACUAAACCCGGUUUUAUGAUUUGUGACAGUACUAGAGUUUACAAGAUUUCAAUAUGUUCAAUCUUUUGAGGAUCUUGUGUUGUGGAUUUUCUCAGUAGCGACAAAAGCAAAAAUGCCACCAGUCACACACAUAAAAAAAUAUCUAUUAUUUAUGUAUUAAUUAACAAAAUAUUUUUGUCUGUCUUUUAAAUGAAAAAGCAGUUGUUUUUUAUCUACGGUAAUAUCUGCCCAUCUACAUUCUGCAUUCUGGAUGAGACUCACUAUUCUGACAUGACAUGGCAUUUUGUUUAAUAUAAUAGUAAAGUUAAAACCAGAUAUUUACAACUCAGUGUAUAAUAUGUAAAUACCAUACAUACCAUACUUUGUGGUAAAUAAUUUGCUCAAUUAAUUUCAGCUAUCAAUUUAUCAAGUAAUGCUCAUUUCUACCACAUCUAGACAAAAUAAAACCGCUUACAAAAUUCAAGUAAUUCACAAAUUGGCAAGCAUCAAACAGUGUGCAGUGAACAUUGAAUUUCUGAUAUAGAAUUAUGUAUAUUUAUUUCUGUAACAUGUUCCAGCAUACAGUUGCACAAAUUGACAACAUUAUGGCUUAAUAUGCAAGCAAGUCUUAACUGGAGUCAGGUGAGUUUCAGUUUAUAUUACAGCCUAGUCUUCAGUUUCAAAACAACAGUUCACAUUUUUAGAGAAUAAACAAUGUAAGACCCAAACUGAACAAGUGAUCUCCUUACAGGAGACUGCUGUAAAAACCUGUCAUAACCAGUUUUGAGCUGCUUUUUACUGUGUCAGUCUGUUGCAAUUUGUCAGUGUAGACAUAACCAUGAUGAGAAAUUAUUUUUCCAUUUUCUUUGCUUAAUAACCCAAAUGUUUAAUGCCACUUUUCUUCAUUGCUAUGUUUGACUUUUUGUGUUUUUUGAGAUGCCAACAAUGUCUGUAUUUCUUAUCAUAGAACAAAAUGAAAAUAAAGAGAUUCUUUUGAUGA